AUGCGUACCGUCCAGGCCGUUCUCGUGUCCCUCGUGGGCUUUGCCGCCGCUGGCAACAUUGGUCUCCGAACUCCUGGGGAUGCCGGCGUGCAGGGGUAUUCGGCUCCCAGCCUGCCUUCGUACCCUAUUGACCCGCCUAAGGAGCAUGAGUGGGAGCAUGAUGAGCAUGAUGAUCCUGAGUGGGAUGACAAGGACAAGGACGCCAAGGAGUAUGAUGAUGAGGAGAAGGACUAUGACGAUGAGAAGGACGCCAAGGAGUAUGACGAUAAGAAGGAAUAUGACGACAAGGACAAGGACGCCAAGGAGUACGAUGACAAGAAGGAAGGUGAUGACAAGAAGGAGGACGACAAGAAGGAGUGGGAUGGCAAGGACAAGGACGACGACAAGGACCACAAGUGGGAUGGCCACUGGGACGGCCAUGAGCAGUACCAGAACAAGUGGAAUCACACCAGCAAGGCGUGGGAGGCGUCCACCACCACAAAGGUUGUCUCCCACUACACCACGUACUGCCCGGAGCCAACCACCAUCACCGUCAACAGCAAGACGUACACCGUGACCAAGGCCACCACCCUCACCAUCACCGACUGCCCCUGCACCAUCGUCGAGCCCUGCCCUACCGAGACCGUCAAGCCCCCUCCCAAGUGGGAUGGCCAGAAGCCCGACGAUGGCAAGAAGCCCGAGGACGGCAAGAAGCCCGAAGACCACAAGGAGUGGGACGGCAAGAAGCCCGAGGAUGGCAAGAAGCCCGAGGGCGGCUGGGACAAGCCUCACGACCCCAACGGCCCUCCCCACCCUCCUCCCGUCGUCGUCAGCGGUGCUUCUUCCGGCAUGGUCCACAUCGGCGCCGCUGUCUUCGGCGCUCUCCUCGUCGGCGUCAUGGCCUUGUAA
Trichoderma virens Gv29-8 is the source of this 888-nucleotide messenger RNA. RefSeq lists its product as uncharacterized. The transcript is spliced from 2 exons. Gene Ontology annotation, molecular function: structural constituent of cell wall. The record is from RefSeq and is a predicted model, not a curated record. Gene Ontology annotation, biological process: fungal-type cell wall organization. Gene Ontology annotation, cellular component: fungal-type cell wall. The coding region runs from base 1 to 888 and encodes 295 amino acids. NCBI's taxonomy places the organism in Eukaryota, Fungi, Ascomycota, Sordariomycetes, Hypocreales, Hypocreaceae.